Labrus mixtus (cuckoo wrasse) is the source of this 1297-nucleotide messenger RNA. It is a transcript of the gene mydgf, whose product is annotated as myeloid-derived growth factor. The record is from RefSeq and is a predicted model, not a curated record. Gene Ontology annotation, biological process: positive regulation of angiogenesis; positive regulation of endothelial cell proliferation. Lineage: Eukaryota; Metazoa; Chordata; Actinopteri; Labriformes; Labridae. Bases 113 to 613 code for a protein of 166 amino acids. The transcript has 6 exons.
UCUUCCGUCGUUGGGUUCGUGACACAAACUGUGACGAUGACAAUACGCGACGGGAUUCCUGCUCAACCGGAUCGCAAGAAAGUAGCGACACACAUCCCAGGAGGAAGCAGAGAUGGAGAGCCAAAACCAUUGUUGUUCUGUCCACUUCGUCUUUUUGAUCAUAAUGUCGAGUGCAGCAUUUGUCCCGGUCUCUGCUGAGGGGACAAAGACGGUGGAGUUCAACGUGAAACCGGGAGGAGUGGUACACACGUUCACCGAGGGGAUUAGGGAGUAUGAAUGCUCAUUCACAUAUGCCUCACAAGGGGGAACCAAUGAGCAAUGGCUAAUGAGUGUGGGUCUGAGUGACGAUGACAAACUGUUUUCCUGCUCUGUGUGGAGGCCCCAGGGGAAAUCGUACCUGUUUUUCACUCAGUUCAAAGCUGAACUGAAGGGAACCAAAAUUGAAUAUGCCAAUGCAUAUUCGCAGACAGCGGCAGCAGGACAAAGUGACGUGCCUCUGAAACCGGAGGAAUUUACUGUAGGAGACUCAACAGUGACCCACAACGAUGGAAAGUUCAGUGCUCAACUCUCCAAGCUGACUGCCAUUGGACGGACACGGCAUGACGAGCUGUAGAUGGUCAGAUAACUGACUUUUUUCCAGUGAAGUUUUUGACCAAUCAGAGCACCUUGAUGAGCUCUGGGAGGAGCCUCUUGGUUUCAGCUCUUUAGUAAAUGAAGGGUGGAUUUAGGAGAGAGAAUUUCUAGGAUGACUUGAAAAACAUUGAAAGGGAUGAUUCUGCUAUUGCUGCACUUUGUAUGUCAGUACAUAAACCAUCUGCUAUGUUUUAAUGAAGGAUUUAUGAGUGAAAACACUUCAUGUGAUAAAAAAAAAUGCAGCAAGGAAUCUGUUGAGUAUUCCAAUUUUUUACUACAUAAUGUCCUAGUUAAAAUUCUGCCAUGAGAUAAAGUGCUUCCAUCGUUGUUUCUUGGAAACUAAAGCUGUGAGAUUUACUGAAAAUAUAGUUCUGAUCCGGUGGGGAUGUAUGUGAAUGUGUAGAGGAUUGGUGUCUUAGGGCUUGAGAGUAUAGAUAACAUAUUUAGAGUAGGGAGGGAUUUAUCCAUCCUAUGUAAUCCUGAGAAGAAAUUGAGUAAUCCUCAACAGCGGCAUCACACGGGCAAAAAACAAUUACAUUUUCCUCAAUUUCAUUCUGCUCUAGACAGCUGUACGCAUGCAUUUUAUCCCAUAAAUCACCAAUUAGUACCACUUUCAUGACUUUCUGUGCUGUUUUUGGUCAGAGGGGAUACUUGUUAUAGAGCA